Leptinotarsa decemlineata (Colorado potato beetle) is the source of this 1394-nucleotide messenger RNA. RefSeq names its product myogenesis-regulating glycosidase. Gene Ontology annotation, biological process: carbohydrate metabolic process. Gene Ontology annotation, molecular function: protein binding; hydrolase activity, hydrolyzing O-glycosyl compounds. The record is from RefSeq and is a predicted model, not a curated record. Lineage: Eukaryota; Metazoa; Arthropoda; Insecta; Coleoptera; Chrysomelidae.
UAUAAUGAAUUUUGCGACUGAUAUUGUAAUAGUUCAAUGUACUUUCCAAAAUCAAGUUAUUUGAAAUACUUAUCACAAUUCAUCAAAACUGAAUACAUCAAUAAUUUCCACGUUUUGUUUUGAUUUUAUUCAAAUUAUACAUUGUAACCUGACAUAAAAAUGGAACAAAAGAAUAAUAGUUAGUAGUUCGAGUGAACUGGAAGUGUUGUAUUUUUUGCUAUUUAUAUCAACUGACAGCAGGAAACGAUAUGAAACUCAACCUGCUCCUGUUAUUCUCGUUCUUCUUCAUAUCUACUGCUUCAGUGCUAAAACCAUCUUGCGAAUUUCUCAGUGAUGAAAAGUCUUAUAUAUGCAAAAAUAUCAAAGAACAGUUCCCAAAAUCUAGAGUAUACUUUGGAACUUCAAACCUACAAUGUAGACAAUGUCAAGUCAACACAUUUUCUGCAACCACAUUUCCAUAUGAAAAUAGCCUGAUAUCUCUAAAUAUGUCGAAUAGCGAAAUAGAAGUUUUAGCUCCUGAGGCGUUUUCAUUCUUCGGAAAUAUUCAAUAUCUAUAUUUAGAUAACAAUAUUAUUAAAAAUAUUUCUGUGAACGCAUUCAACGGUCUACGACAACUCUAUCAGGUUAAUCUGGAUAACAACCUCAUCGUGGAUUUGAUACCUGGAUUUUUGAAUGGAUUAGAAGUGAAUACGCUCUCAAUGUCCAAUAACAAAAUUAAAAAACUACCAGCUGAUGCGUUUCAAGGAGUCUUGACUCUAUUAAACCUAAAUCUUGAAAGUAAUCAUAUUCACCAUAUAGACUACAAUAGUUUCACAGGAUUGGAUACCAUAGAGAUUUUGGAGUUGCAAAAUAACAAGUUAUGCUAUUUACCAAUCGGUAUUUUCAGAGAGCUCACAACACUCCAGUUUCUCAAUCUAGCCAACAAUAAACUCACCAAAUUUUCGAUGGGCACUUUUUCUGGUUUGAGGUAUCUACAAAAGUGUAUUUUGGCGAAUAACUCUAUUCAAGUGUUUGAAGGAACGGAAUUAUUACCUAUGCAGCAUUUGAAUGCUUUAGACUUAAGUGGAAAUUCCAUUUACUAUUUGGACUCUCACAUGCUUAUGUCAAGUGCACCUACUAUAAGGUUUCUACACAUCAAUGACAAUAUAUUUUCUUGUAUAUUUCUUACUAAUGUGAUCCAGUAUUUCAAAGAAAAGGGAGUGACAAUUGUGACGGAUAUAGGAAAGUAUGAUAUCCAAAAUAUUCAUGGUAUUGCAUGUAUUGAAGACUACGUAAGGAAUGUAAUACCUAAAGAUCAGUUUUUCAAAAAAGCUCUUGAGGAAUCACAAAGAUCUGUUUUGUAUUGCUAAUUUGUAUACUCUGGUAUUGUAUUAAAGGAAUCAAUCAAGCACAUA